AUGGGUAGGCACUCAGCUCCAGGGUACCAUAGUUUCCGUAAUGUCAUAGUUAUUGGUGGGAUCUUUGGGAUUUUAAUUUGGGGGUCAGGGUUCCUUAUACAAGCCAUAACUUCUUUAAAGUUAACUCAUGAAUUGGUUUAUCAACCUUCACCCCAAUUACUUUCAAAUAUUGCCAAACCUUCAACUAAUCGAUUGGUUGGCGAUAAAAUCCCCUUAAAUUUCUCCAGUGCUAGAGAAGGAAUCUUUACACCCGAAUAUACUGAACUUCAAUGGAUUAAAGAACCAAAUUCAAUCUCCAACGAUAAGGGUACUUAUGUGGUUAAAGAACAUCUUCUUGUUGAUGGUACUGAAGAUAUUUAUGAUACUUUGUAUUCUAUCAAGUCAAUUGUUGACUCAGAUUAUGAAUAUUUGUUAUUCAAUGGAUCUUCUUUCUAUUAUAAUGGCAUUGAAUAUGAUAUUGAACAAUUGACAGCUUCACCUGAUUUGACUAAAGCUUUCAUCAAAACCAAUUCUACUCAUAAUUACAGACAUUCGACUUAUUCUUUGUAUUGGUUAUUGGACGUUAACCAACAUACUAUUUCCCCAAUCAAAUCUGUUGAUGAUAAAUUUGGAGCUAUAUUAUGGUCACCUACUUCUAACCAUCUUGCUUUUGUGUUGGAUAAUAACUUAUAUAUCAAAGAUGUGAACAGUGGUGAUAUCAAACAAGUAACUACUGAUGGGUCGGAUCAGAUUUUCUAUGGUAGACCCGAUUGGGUUUAUGAAGAAGAAGUUUUCGCUAGUGAUAAAACUAUGUGGUGGUCACCUACCGGAGAUAAAUUAUCUUUCACUAGAAUGGAUGAUACCGAAGUUCCUAAAUUCACCAUUCCUUAUUAUGUUCAAGAAGGAUAUGAAGAUUAUCCUAAAUUAUUAGAAUUGAAAUAUCCAAAAGCUGGUUAUCCUAAUGCUCCUGUUGAUGUUGGAGUUUAUGACUUAACUACUGAAGAGUUCAAAAUGAUGGAUUUGAAAUCGGAUUCCAUUUCUGAUAAGUUAGUUACUCAAGUGUUUUGGGCUUCAACUUCUGAUUUAAUGGUUAGAAUUAGUACCAGAGCUAGUGAUUUAUUGGAAUAUUACCUUUUAGAUACUAAAACUCAUGAUUAUAAGUUGAUUAGAACCGAAACCAUGGAAAAUGGAUGGUUUGAAGUUGCCUUUGAUACUUUUUUCAUCCCGAAGAACGAAAAAGUCGGUCUUAAACAUGAUGGAUACAUUGAUACCGUGGUAGUAGAUGGAUAUAAUCAUUUGGCCUAUUUCUCACCACCUUCAAAUCCUGAAGGGGUAUUAUUAACUAAAGGACAAUGGGAAAUCGAAGACGGACAAGUUUCUUUUGAUUAUACCGAUAACGAAGUUUAUUUCAUCUCCACCAUGAAAUCACCCGUUGAAAGACAUGUCCAUUCAGUCAAUCUUUUAGAUGCUUUAAAUGGAGAAUUACCUCAAAUCAAGAAUAUCACCGAUACUUCCAAAGAAGGUUAUUAUAGAGGGUCGUUUUCAAGUGGUUCAAGAUAUUUAUUAUUGACUUAUAGAGGUCCUUCCAUUCCUUAUCAACAGUUGAUUGAUUUGAGAACCAGUAAGACAGUUAAAACCCUUGAAACCAAUAGUAAAUUGACUAAAACCAUCAGUAAGUACGAUAUUCCUAAAGUAGAACAUAAAGUGAUUUCGAUUGGUAAAGACGAUAAUGGUGAUGAUAUCAUUGUUAACGCUGUUGAAACAUUCCCCUUGAAUUUCAACCCCAAGAUGAAAUAUCCAGUGUUAUUUUACGUCUAUGGAGGUCCAGGGUCACAAACCGUGACUAAAACUUUCAAAGUGGAUUUCAGCGCUAUUGUAGCUGCUGAACUAAACGCUAUAGUUGUUACUGUAGAUGGUAGAGGUACUGGGUUCAACACUCAUAACAAACAAGGAGCUCAUUUUAAAUAUACUGUGAGGAAUCAAUUGGGACAUUAUGAACCAAUUGAUCAAAUAUCGGCUGCUAAGAUAUGGGCUCAGAAAUCAUAUGUUGAUGCUGAAAGAAUAGCUAUUUGGGGAUGGUCUUAUGGAGGAUUCAUGACAUUGAAAACUUUGGAAACUGAUGAUGACCAUAUUUUCAAAUAUGGUAUGUCAGUAGCUCCAGUGACUAAAUGGAAAUUUUAUGAUUCUAUUUAUACUGAAAGAUACAUGAGAACUCCAGCUGAGAAUCCCGAAGGUUAUGAAAUAGCUUCAAUCUCCAAUAUGACCAAUUUCCAUAACGUUACCAGGUUUUUAAUGAUGCACGGAUCUGGUGAUGAUAACGUUCAUUUCCAAAAUAGUCUUAAAUUGAUUGAUGAUUUCAAUUUAGAUUCCAUCGAAAACUUCGAUUUUAUGGUUUAUCCCGACUCCGAUCAUUCUAUAGUGUACCAUAACGGGAACCAUGUUAUUUAUCAUAGAUUAUUAAAGUGGUUGCGAAAAGCCUUUAAUAAUGAAUAUUUGUAG
Molecule: messenger RNA, 2478 nt
Organism: Yamadazyma jaroonii
Lineage: Eukaryota; Fungi; Ascomycota; Pichiomycetes; Serinales; Debaryomycetaceae
Source: the annotation of a GenBank genome assembly